This is a messenger RNA of Helianthus annuus (common sunflower), 907 nucleotides long. RefSeq names its product nascent polypeptide-associated complex subunit alpha-like protein 2. The coding region runs from base 106 to 732 and encodes 208 amino acids. Lineage: Eukaryota; Viridiplantae; Streptophyta; Magnoliopsida; Asterales; Asteraceae. Gene Ontology annotation, biological process: protein targeting to membrane. Gene Ontology annotation, cellular component: cytoplasm; nascent polypeptide-associated complex. The transcript is spliced from 4 exons. The record is from RefSeq and is a predicted model, not a curated record.
AGCCCAGUAACCGAAGAACCCUAACCCAGCAAACCUUCGCUCUUUAAAAAGAUUAUCCCCUACGCAUAGCGUCCACUUUCCAUCACCAACAUCCAUCAAUCAAACAUGCCCGGCGUCGUCGUAGAAGAACUCGAAAACCAGCAGAAGCUAGACCUGCACGACGACACCCCAAUCAUUGAGGACGUUAAAGACGAAGAUGAUCACGUAGAUGAUGACGCCGAUUCUGACGACAAUGAAGAUGAGAAGGAAGACGGUCCUGAAGGUGCCAAUGAUGAGUCUAAACAGAGCAGAAGCGAGAAGAAGAGUCGAAAGGCAAUGUUGAAGCUGGGGAUGAAGGCCGUUAUUGGCGUUAGUAGAGUCACUAUUAAGAAAACAAAAAAUAUGAUGUUUUCCAUCUCAAAACCUGACGUAUUUAAAAGCCCGAAUUCUGAAACCUAUGUGAUAUUUGGGGAGGCAAAGUUCGAGGAUCUUAGCUCGCAAUUGCAGGCUCAAGCUGCUCAGCGAUUUAAAAUGCCUGAUAUGAGCUCAGUUAUGGAAAAACCAGAGGCAGCAGCUGCAGGUGCUACUGCACAGGCAGAUGAGGAAGAAGAAGAGGUUGAUGAGACUGGUGUUGUGCCGAAAGACGUUGAAUUGGUUAUGACACAGGCUGGUGUGUCGAGGGCGAAAGCUGUCAAGGCUCUAAAGUCUGGCAAUGGGGACAUUGUGAGUGCUAUUAUGGAGCUCACCACUUAGAGUUUGAAAUUGCUGGUUUGGUUUGGUUUGGUUUGGUUUAAGUUUGAACAGUUUUGGUGGCAUUUGAGGUGAUGCAUUGGUUUAUGUUUUCACAGUUCAUUUCUCAGUGAUUUUACAUUAUACUUUUUGGUUGAUUUUGGUCAUUCAUUGAAAAUUAUUAUUUCAUAUUUUUGCA